Arabidopsis lyrata subsp. lyrata is the source of this 845-nucleotide messenger RNA. RefSeq lists its product as uncharacterized. Bases 72 to 668 code for a protein of 198 amino acids. The transcript is spliced from 2 exons. The record is from RefSeq and is a predicted model, not a curated record. Lineage: Eukaryota; Viridiplantae; Streptophyta; Magnoliopsida; Brassicales; Brassicaceae.
UUGGGAACCUCUCCAACUUGAGCCGGGUGUUCGAAGUGAAGAAGGCCAUCAACGAUCUCUCUCAAGGAGACAUGGAGUUCACUCAACAUUUCGGCAAGUUUAGGUCUCUUUGGGCGGAGCUCGAGAUGCUAAGGCCUAACACCAUUGAUCCGGCGAUCCUCAACGAAAGGCGUGAACAAGACAAGGUCUUUGGUCUCCUUCUCACCUUGAACUCCACCUACAAUGAUCUCAUCAAGCACUUACUCCGAGCCGAGAAGCUACCUAACCUAGAAGAAGUGUGCUCUCAAAUCCAAAAGGAGCAAGGAUCUCUUGGUCUCUUCGGAAACAAAGGAGAGCUUGCUACAGCCAACAAAGGAGAGCUCACCACCGCCAACAAGGGAAGCUACAAGUCCGAGAACAAGAGAGGCCUAACUUGUGACCAUUGCAAAAAGACGGGUCAUACCAAGGAGAAGUGUUGGAUUCUUCACCCCCAUCUCCGACCAAGUAAAUGGAAGGAUCCUAAAGCUCAUCAAGCAAACUGGAGCCAAGAGACUCAAGACAUCUCCGGACCCGGACCCUCAACUCAAGCUAAUGGUGUUGGAGCGGCAAUGACGGCGUCUUCGGAGUUUGUGAAGAAAUCGGACCUCGAUGCUCUCAUUAAGGCUCUUAAGGAGUCAUCCGGAUAUUGAAUCAAGUAGGGUGCUUGGUCAAGGAGUUACAAAGGAUGGUCUUUAUGUUCUAGAAGACACAAAGCUAUCCGAACCUUUAUCUUCUCAUUUUAGUUCAAGUAUUGUUGUUGCGAAUAGUGCUAUUUGGCAUGCUAGACUAGGUCAUCCCCAUCCUCGGGCUUUAAGUUUAAUGCUACC